Messenger RNA from Galendromus occidentalis (western predatory mite), 1090 nucleotides. RefSeq names its product YTH domain containing 1 (gene Ythdc1). Gene Ontology annotation, molecular function: N6-methyladenosine-containing RNA reader activity; mRNA binding. NCBI's taxonomy places the organism in Eukaryota, Metazoa, Arthropoda, Arachnida, Mesostigmata, Phytoseiidae. Gene Ontology annotation, biological process: regulation of alternative mRNA splicing, via spliceosome; mRNA splicing, via spliceosome. The record is from RefSeq and is a predicted model, not a curated record. Gene Ontology annotation, cellular component: nucleoplasm.
UUCCUCUGCCAGCGAUUGUCACUGGUGGUGCUGCGAGAACGGAUCGCCGUUGCUCACGGAGAGUAGUUGACUCAGCGAGGAUCCGCAAACUCUUUUCCUUGAGAGUAGAGCUCAAUCCCUCGAAUCGAAAAUGCCUCGUGAGCACAACAUCCACACACGACACACAGAAAGCUCCGAUGAAGAUAAAGAGGACGUCGAACCGGUCGUGGAGGAGUGCAACCUCCAGGCGGGCAGCUCGCAGAGCUCAUCUAUGGAUGGCUACCGAUCGAGAUCUCGCUCGAGUAGCCGUUCCCCCAGUCCGAAACGCCGACGGGAACACAGUCGGAGAAGGAACCGAGACAGCGCACCUAUGUACGAUAAAAACCUUAGGGAUCGAAGAGAGAGGCGGUCGCCCGAUCGGAGGAAAUACAGUAGGCGAGACGAUUCUAAGGACGGGGACCGAGGUCGGAGUAGACGAGGACGCGACUAUGCAGUCGCGUACCGGCCCAUUGCUCCGCGAUACGACCCAACAGUUGUACGAUAUCUGUUCAAAGCUCGUUUCUUCAUGAUCAAGUCGAACAAUUAUGAAAAUGUCGCACUUUCGAAAGCGCGAGGAGUCUGGUCGACGCCCCCCCAGAAUGAGGCCAAACUCAACCAAGCUUUCCGAGAGUGCAAAAAUGUCAUCCUGGUGUUUAGCGUCAAGGAAUCGGGUCGCUUCCAAGGUUUCGCCCGACUAGCUUCGGAAUCUCGGCACGAUAUCCCGCCAAUCAAUUGGGUCCUUCCCCCGGGACUGAGUGUUCGGGCUCUUGGAGGUGUUUUCUAUGUUGAUUGGAUAUGUCGGAAGGAAUUACCGUUCAUCAAAUGCCAACAUCUCUAUAAUCCUUGGAACCAGGGGAAACCGGUGAAAAUCGGGCGUGAUGGACAAGAGAUCGAACCAAGAAUGGGAAAGGAACUAUGCCAACUGUUCCCGGUGGACGACGGAGUCGAUCUCAUAGACAUUAUCAAGAGAGCGAGAGCUGAGCGGGAACGUUACAAACGGAAGUUGGACGUCUCCAGUGAAAAAGAUGAGACCGAGGACCGGAAACGGACGAGACGACGGAGUAGGGAUUGA